Molecule: messenger RNA, 7427 nt
Organism: Zootoca vivipara (common lizard)
Lineage: Eukaryota; Metazoa; Chordata; Lepidosauria; Squamata; Lacertidae
Gene: ITPRID1
Product: ITPR interacting domain containing 1
Molecular function (GO): signaling receptor binding
Source: RefSeq, a predicted model, not a curated record
GGCAGCAUGUUUCCACAGCAGCGGGCAAGCUUGUAAAAAAGGAGUAAUUAUUUUUAAAAAGAAAAUAUUCUGAAGCUGAGUACGCAGAGUGAUGUGGGAUUUCAGCAAAAUAUGCAGAGGGCAUCAUGGCUCGGCUUAUAUCAAUGGGCGUCUUUCUCACUGGCUUUUCCACGACGAGCAGCAAGACAAAAGGGCUCCAAGUAUUUUAAAGGCUGCACUUGGCUAGCCAAGAGAUAGCACUUCGAUUUGGGGAAACUUACCGGCUGGAUAUCUGAAUAAAAGUCUUUGGAAAUGUCACCCGGGCACCACACUCCGAUAGAAGCCUUUUCAUUUUUACACUGAGAUGUUCUCGGAAUCCCAUCACCAUGGAGCCAAUAUUAACACUGAAAAGAAGAGAGGACUCCUUUCAUCAACCCGAAUGUCAUGGACGCAAUUGGAUGAAGAUUUUCCAGCUCCAAAAGCUGUGGUAGACAAGCCUCUUUCUCCAUCACAACUUGUGGACCACAAAGAAAAAAACCUUUGCAACUGGAUGGACUCUGGUUUCUACUUAUCUGAAAGCGAAGAUUUGCAAGAAAGCCAAGGCAAAGCAGCAGCUCUUUCACCUCCCUCAGGAAUGGCCCAAAUGACUGUGCAAAAUUACAUGCGAUCCCUGCAUCAGUUUUCAGAAAUGCCUGUCCUUUCACGAUGGAACAGUGCUGGCUCAUCCCAUUCUCUUCCCGGUGCCCCCAAAAGUGUCACUGAAUGGUUAGAUUUCUCGGAAAAGGAUCCAGUUGAGAUUCUGCUGGAUUUGGGGUUUGGUACAGAUGAGCCGGACAUCUGCACUAAAAUCCCUUCCCGGUUCAUCAGUUGUGCUUCCAUAGCUAAAGGAAUCAACAUCCGGGUCUUCAUUGAAGCUCAAAGAAAACGAAUGGAUGUAGAAAGCCCCAAUUUAUGUGGACGUUUUCGGCAAUUGGAAGUCCUGGAUCAUGUGACUAGCGCCUUUUCUUCUUUGCUGAAUGACAUCAACACCAUGCAUCAUAAGUCGGAAGAGAGAACCGGAGAGGAGAAUUGUGCAGCGGGCUCUCCUAAGAGGAAACUUGUGGUCACGCAGGCAAAGCGGAGGAGAAUAGGUCAGCUCCUGAGAAAAGUGUCCAGGCAGACAACAAUGCAUGGCCCUCAAGUGUACAGAAAUGUUGGCACAUGCCAGGCCAAAGAAGGCAAUUCUUCUGUUGAUGUGGACCUGCACAUGGCAAUGAGGACUGGCUUGUCUGAAAAUCCUGCCUUGGUCCCUCUGAAAGAAGAACCGUUUCCAAGUGAGAAGGAGGCAAAGACUCCACAAUCCAUAGCAAGUAAACCUUGGAUGUUGCACCACCUCCCAGUGAAACUGCCUCAGCUUCCUUCCACCUCUGAGAUGCUCAUUAAAGACAGACCGCGCAAAGAACCCAACAUGCUCUUGACCCAUACGCUCAGGAGAGUGUCUAGCUUAAACUGCAAGCUUUCAGAUUCCUUUGAAAUGGAGGAGAUCCAGAGCUUUGAGGAUGAAUCUUCCUGGGGAAAUCCUCUUGGAAGCACUUCAGAUGUGAUAGUGACAAGAACAAACAGUUGCCAGUCUGACAGCAGUGGAUUUCUGGAAGAUCCUUCAGAGCCUUUACCUCUCCAGGGCUUGUCUCUGCCUGGUAAUUUGAGACUUAGCUGCAGUUCCAAUGACUGUCAAGCAUUCCUGCGACAGAGGAAAGAUUCAGCUCUGACUAGCCAGGAUCUUCUGCCCGGUGCUAGCAUAUCGAGAGCAGAUGGUAGCAAUGCUGCAUUCUUGCCCAGCCUCAGCAGAGAACACACUUUUCAGGGAGAGGAGAUAUUUUAUUCCAUAAAUGAAGAAGAUGAUAUGUGUGAGACUUGCAGUGGUCCGUUUGAAAGCGCAGCUGAAGAAACCCUACAGGAUAUGGAGGGGAAGGAGUUGCAAGUACAACAGAAGAGAGGAGAUAGUUGUGUACAGGGCUGCACUUCGCAACCUUGUCAUACUGACAAUACAAAUCCGGGUGAUGAUAGCCCUUUAGAUAGGAACGGCCUCUCCUCUUCUAGUGAAAGGCACCAAAGUUCUGCUCUCCCAGAGGGAAGCUGUGUGACUGCCAUUGACCUCAGUGGCCACCAAAUCAGUGAAGAUACAAGAGGAAAUGAAGAAUGUUUGACUGAAAGGGAGGAAACGAGAGACGGAUGUGAAGAAGGUCUUCCCGAAAGUAUUGCAGAAUGUGUGGAAGGAAAGUACUCUGUGAAGGGUUGUAGAAAGUCGGACUCCCUUGUUGUGGAGGAUGUCGCAAGCGGGUGUCGGGAGACUGAUAUAAAUGGGGCGGUUAGAUCUUUGGAUAUAUCUGGAGCGCCCAAAAGUGAGCAUGACAUGGUGGCUGCACAACCAGAGAUCAAUGCCAUCUUGAGAAGCCCUCUUCAUGAUUCUAGCCUUUCCCCUCACUGCUUCAAAGAGGGAGACAUUAGCGCCUCGGACACAUUGCCAACAGGUACGGAACUGGGCGAAGGAGGAACUGGUGCUAAAACAAAUACUAGCCUUUUAAAAUCUGUCACUGUUCAGAUGCCUUCAAGACUUAUGUCAACGCUGCGGAGCUUCUCACUGGGUGAAGCUGCUGUAAAAGGUCAAUAUCUGGAUUUCGCAUCCAAGGAUGAGCCUCAAAUUGCAUCAGUACCAGGUAUGCCAAAAGAGGACGAGAAGCAAGUGAGAGAAGCUUCUAUUCAGACUGACAGGAGCCACAGAAAGAUAGCAGCUCUCCCUCUGUCUCAGACUCUCCCUUUGUUUCAUGGGCAUGGACAUCUUGUGAAGUCUGCAUCUCUGGAUACAGGACUUUAUGGGAAAUACAGAUCUUACUGCCCGGAGCCUUUCAAUGCCUGGUGUGCCCAGCAUAGAGGUCCCUGCUACCCUUUGUGCUCCCAUCACUGCUGUUUGUUGUGGCCUUUUCCCUUAGCUCCUUCAUGCAGACGUCCAGUGGCCUGCUGCUCAUCUCAUGCCACCAUCGAACUGCAGCUUCUGAAAACUCUCAAGCUAUUGCAGGACACAGCAAUGAGAAAUAUUUCCUCGUGCACAGUCCAUGAAAUUGAAGUCAUGAGGAAUUUGUGCCAGAAGUUUCGAGAACGGCUGGAUGAGAUUGAGCAGCACAUGAUGGAGCAGGAGGCUCUCUUUUCCAGUGCAAUGUCAGCUGAGGAACGAGAGGAAAGAAGACAGUUGCAGGUCUUGCGGCAAGCUGUUCGCCGAGAGGUCGCUGAACUGGAAGGGCAGCUGCAGGAUCGAGCUCGCCAGGUUAGGGAGGGAAUUCUAAUGCAGCUGAAUCAGCUGUUAGGCGAACAGUCCAAUCUGUGCUCAGAACUUGGAAUUCCCGAUCGGACGGAAGAAAGAGAGCCUAAAAACGGGCACGCUCACAGUACUCUUCCAGAUGCUGCUGACGAUUUCUUUUCCAGAGCUGGGUAUUCCAAUAAUAUCCACCACAGGCCUCCGAGUAGGAGUGCAACAGUCCCAUCAAGCCCCUCCAGCUCUUUAGUCAGAGAAACGGAACUGAAGGCAUCAGCUGCUCUCGCAACCGGCAAGACCAAUUCUGCGUCAGACCCCAAGGAACUUCACACCAGUAAAAAAGAAGUCAAAAGUCAAAAGAUAGACUUCAAGGCCUUCAUACAGAAUCUGAAGAAAUCUUUCCGAAAUUCUUUCAGUAACGACGCAGCAGAAGGAAAAGACUGAGGCGGGGCAAUUCUCCCCUUCUUCGCCACCCCGGGAUGUUCUCCUACAAGAGGAUCUUUCGAAGCACCUCACAGGAUUGGAGAGGAUUCCCCACAAAUGUUCAAAAUGCUUUUUGCGAGAGAGCAUAUCGAAUAGAGAUGUAUACUGGGGAAAGCCCUGGAGGACAGUUUUGGAUUUCAGAGCUAUUGCAGAUAAGAGGCGAGGGGCGAGUGCCGAAGAAGUCACUGUAAGAGAUUUAUGGAAGGCAGUAUCUAGAUUGCUGUUUUGUUAUUGAAGAUUUUGUGGUCUUUAAUACGGGCCUUGCUGGAUCAGACCAAGGGCCUGCCCUAGUCCAGCGUCUUGUUCCCACAGUGCCCAGCCAAGUGCUUAUGGGAAUCCUUAACUCACUUUUAUAUAGGACUAGUUCCAGGAACAACGGGAACCUGGAUAGUUAACCAUUUUGUGGUUUCCUCCAAUAGGGAAGGCUGUCUUUGUACAUUUGAUUUCCAGCUAUGAGGCACCACCUCUUGGUAGGUAUUCAAAAUAACAGAGAGAAGAGAACUCUUCUCACAGCUGUGACACCAGAAAUUUGCUUCUUAAUGAGGGCUGUUAUUUCUACAGUAUAUGCUUGGAAUAUUAACUUUUGUUUUACUUCAGAAAUGUGUUUUGUGGGUUCUUCAGGAGGGAAAAAAAUGUCUAGAUUUGGCCCUUUUUUUUAGUUUAACAUUUUGAAAUUAUCCUGGCCUAAUAAUCAAACCCAGUAAAAAGAAAAGAAAAAGAGAUGCAUGACCUUGCCUAAAUCUCUGUGUGCUUUAAUUUGGAACAAAUACAUAUUCUGCUUUCUCAAAAUAUUUUCCCCCAGGCAUCUUUAUUGAAAGUUAAAAAGUACAUAAUUAUAUGUGCACUAAACAUGGCGAGAUUGUAUAAAUCUUUCGCCUUUUACUUUCUCAAAAUCUUGAGACCCCCCUUCUGCUUCCUCUCAUUUAGAAAAGUUUGAAAUCAAAUGUGUUGGCCUUUCUUUGCAGUUUCCCAAUAUCUUAUACAGUGGAAUCUCGGUUUUUGAACAUAAUCCGUUCCGGAAGACCGUUUGACUUCUGAAAUGUUUGAAAACCGAAAACUCAAUACGGAAGCCUCAAAAUGGAAAAAAUUAAUACAGAAAACUCAAUGCAGAAGCUGCCUCGGAAGUUUGACUUCUGAGGCACAUUCGAAAGUGGAAGCAUUUUACUUCUGGGUUUCCGGCGUUCAACUUCUGAAAUGUUUGUCAACAGAGACGUUUGGAAACCAAGGUUCCACUAUGUUGAACUACAUGGCUAGGGAUGAACACAAGAACAAAAUCUGCCUUUGGCAGGUUUCUCACAGGAUAUCCUGCCUGACAAAUCCAGAUACAGUGGUACCUCGGUUUAUGAACACAAUUGGUUCCGGAAGUCUGUUCAUAAACUGAAGCGUUCAUAAACUGAAGCGAACUUUCCCAUUGAAAGUAAUGGAAAGUGGAUUAAUCUGUUUCAGAUGGUCCGCAGGGUACUUAAACUGAAGCGUUCAUAAACUGAAGCGAACUUUCCCAUUGAAAGUAAUGGAAAGUGGAUUAAUCCGUUCCAGAUGGGUCCGCGGAGUACUUAAACUGAAGCGUUCAUAAACUGAAGCAUGGGUGUAAUUGGUUCCGGAAGUCUGUUCAUAAACUGAAGCGUUCAUAAAGUGAAGCGAACUUUCCCAUUGAAAGUAAUGGAAAAUGAAUUAAUCCAUUCCAGAUGGGUCCGCGGCGUUCGUAGACCGAAAAUUCAUAAACCGAGGUGUUCAUAAACCAAGGUUCCACUGUAUGUCUUUGAAAAGCUGUACAUAUUUUUUGACAUAAAUUUUAAGAAGAAAAAUUGAGGGGGGGGACACUUGCAAGAUGGUCUGAGUGCUUCUGAGGCAGCUUGGGGGCUCCCUGUCUGCCUUCUGUUGCUGUUUUUAAAAAGUCAUUUUGUCUGCCUAAGAGUGACUAGCUAGUGGGCAGGGCGCUUUCUGCCAAAUGUUGAAAUCAAUGUAGCAAUUCCCCCUGGGAACGACGAGUCUUUGAUAUGCUGCUGCCCUCACAGGGAAUUUUUGCGGAUACUGUGUUCAAUUUUAUGUAUUUUUAUGUUCAAGGGGACUGAAUACAACAUAAAUGUACAUAAAACCUGUAAAAUGUAGCAAGCUAGCCACUCUUCUUGUUGUUGUUUAGUCGUUUAGUCGUGUCCGACACUUUGUGACCCCAUGGACCAGAGCACGCCAGGCACUCCUGUCUUCCACUGCCUCCCGCAGUUUGGUCAAACUCAUGUUGGUAGCUUCGAGACACUGUCCAACCAUCUCGUCCUCUGUCGUCCCCUUCUCCUUGUGCCCUCCAUCUUUCCCAACAUCAGGGUCUUUUCCUGGGAGUCUUCUCUUCUCAUGAGGUGGCCAAAAUAUUGGAGCCUCAGCUUCAGGAUCUGUCCUUCCAGUGAGCACUCAGGGCUGAUUUCCUUCAGAAUGGAUAAGUUUGAUCUUCUUGCAGUCCAUGGGACUCUCAAGAGCAGGCAUCCCCAAACUGCGGCCCUCCAGAUGUUUUGGCCUACAACUCCCAUGAUCCCUCGCUAACAGGACCAGUGGUCGGGGAAGAUGGAAAUUGUAGUCCAAAACAUCUGGAGGGCCGAUGAAGCAGAAGUAGAUGUUUUUUUGGAACUCUCUAGCUUUCUCCAUAAUCCAGUGCAUGUUUGCAGUUUGGUCUCUGGUUCCUCUGUCCCUUCGAAAUCCAGCUUGCACUUCUGGGAGUUCUCGGUCCACAUACUGCCUAAGCCUGCCUUGUAGAAUUUUAAGCAUAACCUUGCUAGCGUGUGAAAUGAGCGCAAUUGUGCGGUAGUUGGAGCAUUCUUUGGCACUGCCCUUCUUUGGGAUUGGGAGGUAGACUCCAAUCCUCUGGCCACUGCUGAGUUUUCCAAACUUGCUGGCAUAUUGAGUGUAGCAUAGGGUUACCAGAUGUCCCUGGUUCCCGGGGACAGUCCCGGAUUUGCAAAUCUGUCCCCGGACAAAUUCUGUUCCCAGAAUUGCCCCAGAUUUGAAAAUCUGUCCCCAGGAAACGUGGCAGCGGCCCAGAGCCAGCCUGGUAGCGCAGUUGGCUCUGGCUGGCUCCAGGCUGCUGACUGCCACUGCCGCUGCCACUGCUGAAGGGAAACCGGGGACGUCCGGCGGUACAGAUUCCCUUCCCCCUUCCCCCUUUGUUUUGACUGAUGGGGCAGGCUCAGGAGUUGCAGGAGGGUGGCUGUUGUCCAGGAGGGGUGCAAGGCGCACGGUUUCUCUGCCGGUCAAGGUGCAAAGCCCUUCCUUUGCACCCUGAAACAUCAAUAUGCAGCGUUUUUUAGAUUUCGAUUUUGCCUUACUGCCCAGUGUUUUUUUUCCUACUUUCUUCAGUUUACGCUGGAAUUUUUGCUAUAAGAAGCUGAUGAUCUGAGCCACAGUCAGCUCCAGGUCUUGUUUUUGCUGACUGUAUAGAGCUUCUUUGGCUGCAGAGAUGGGCUGAUUUCGAUGCUGCCCAUCUGGUGAUGUCCAUGUGUAGAGUUGUCUCUUGUGUUGUUGGAAAAGAGUGUUUGUGAUGACCAGCUUGUUCUCUAGACAGAACUCUAUUAGCCUUUGCCCUGCUUUGUUUUGAACUCCAAGGCCAAACUUGCCAGUUGUUCCUUUUAUCUCUUGACUCCCUACUUUAGCAUUCCAAUCCCCUAUAAUGAGAAGAACAUCCUUCUUUGGU